GCGACGAUGGAGCACGAGGCGGCGGUCGCGGCUGCGGCGGGCAAAGACGGCUCGUCCACGCGCGCGCUGCCCGAGCGCCUCGCCUUCAACCUGGGCGCGCCCCUCUUCGCCAACAUGGGCGACGCCGACAAGGACUACACGGCUGCUGCGGAGGCGCUCCAGUCCGCCGGGCGCGCGCGGUUGCAGGAGCAGGAGAAGGCGUGGAACGCCCUCGCGGAGCGGGCCGAGCUGCGCGAAGAGGGCGCGGUCCCCCCGGCCAGCGCGAUGCUCAGGCAGACCGCCAAGAAGAGGAGGUCGACCGAAGGCGCGGCGGUGGGCGGAGAUGCCGAGGCAGCGUCUGUAGGCGCGGCGGCUGCGGCGGCCGCCAGCCCGGGCGCGGCCGAGUCGCCUGCGCCGGGCGCCCCCGUGGCCCCCGAGGCCGACGGCGCGGGCGCCGACGCGGGCGUGGAUUCCAGGGGGGCCGACGGUCCCGCGUCGGAGGCGCCCGUGCCCGAGCCGCCCCCUGAGCACAAGGCCCAGCACUUCGCGCGCAUCGAGUCCGCGCGGGAGAAGGCCGCCGAGGACCGCGCUGAGCAGCUCGCGGCCAAGUCCGGCGCCAUGGCU
Prorocentrum cordatum is the source of this 603-nucleotide messenger RNA. Lineage: Eukaryota; Dinophyceae; Prorocentrales; Prorocentraceae. The record is from the annotation of a GenBank genome assembly.